Frankliniella occidentalis (western flower thrips) is the source of this 932-nucleotide messenger RNA. Its product is annotated as peroxiredoxin-6-like. The transcript has 3 exons. Gene Ontology annotation, molecular function: peroxiredoxin activity. NCBI's taxonomy places the organism in Eukaryota, Metazoa, Arthropoda, Insecta, Thysanoptera, Thripidae. Gene Ontology annotation, biological process: cellular oxidant detoxification; cell redox homeostasis. Bases 153 to 815 code for a protein of 220 amino acids. Gene Ontology annotation, cellular component: cytosol; mitochondrion. The record is from RefSeq and is a predicted model, not a curated record.
CGUUCUGGUCGCGAGGUCGUUGCUGACGUAGCCCGGACAGCCUUAUCCGGCCCUGGCUGGGUAUAAGACGCUGGCCAGAUCUGGCCGGAACAUCAGUCCCACUUCGAGCUUUACCCUGCGUGCCAGCGUCGACGAGACCAAACACACUCAACAUGAGGAUCGGCCAGGUCAUCCCCAACUUUACGGCUCAGACAACCCAAGGGCCAAUCGACUUCUAUCGGUGGCAAGGAGAAUCGUGGGUGGUGCUGUUCUCGCACCCGUCCGACUUCACGCCCGUGUGCACCACGGAGCUGGGCCGCAUCGCCGUCCACUUCCCCGAGUUCCAGAAGCGCAACACCAAACUGCUGGCUCACUCGUGCGACAGUCUGCAGUCGCACAAGGACUGGGUCAACGACAUCAAGUCGUACUGCCUCGACAUUCCCGGCGACUUCCCCUACCCCAUCAUCGGUGACGAGACCCGAGAGCUGGCCGUGCAGCUCGACAUGAUCGACGAGGACCACAAGGACGACCCCGAGACCGCCCUCACCGUGCGCGCACUCUACAUCGUCGGCCCGGACCACAAGCUCAAGCUGGCCAUGCACUACCCCAUGUCCACCGGCAGGAACGUCGACGAGAUCCUGCGCUGCCUCGACUCCCUGCAGCUGACAACCCGCCUGCCGUACGUGGCCACGCCUGCCAAUUGGACCCCGGGCACCAAGGUCAUGAUACUUCCCAGCGUCAAGGAAACCGACAUCCCCAAGCUCUUCCCAAAGGGCGUCGAAAAGGUGUCCAUGCCUUCCGGCGUCGUCUACGUCAGAACGACUACCGACUACUAGGCGCCUCCGGUAGCUUGCGUCGCUUUCGUAACAUUUAUUUGCCUGUGAUAGUGAUAUUCCGUAUUUCCCCCAUUCUACAUUUUACAUUAAUAAAACAAUAUUUAUAAAACAAUCUUA